This is a messenger RNA of Papaver somniferum (opium poppy), 970 nucleotides long. RefSeq names its product 60S ribosomal protein L18a-2-like. The record is from RefSeq and is a predicted model, not a curated record. NCBI's taxonomy places the organism in Eukaryota, Viridiplantae, Streptophyta, Magnoliopsida, Ranunculales, Papaveraceae. Gene Ontology annotation, cellular component: ribosome; cytosolic large ribosomal subunit. Gene Ontology annotation, biological process: translation. The coding region runs from base 129 to 662 and encodes 177 amino acids. Gene Ontology annotation, molecular function: structural constituent of ribosome. The transcript has 4 exons.
UAUAUCUCCAGAGAAAACGAUAUAUAAAGAAGAGAAGACACAUUGUAGCCUUUUUUUCUUCACUACCGAGAGGAGCAGCAGGGAGAACUAGAGAGAGAGGUAGCUAGGAUUUCAAAUCAGACGAAAAAAUGACAUUCAAGUAUCAUCAAUAUCAGGUUGUGGGAAGAGCACUACCCACUGAAAAGGAGGACACUCCUAAGAUUUACAGGAUGAAGCUUUGGGCAACCAACGAAGUUCGUGCCAAAUCUAAGUUUUGGUACUUUUUGAGGAAGCUUAAGAAAGUUAAGAAGAGCAAUGGACAGGUUUUGGCUAUCAAUGAGAUUUAUGAGAAGAGCCCAACCAAGAUCAAGAACUAUGGUAUCUGGUUGCGUUAUCAGAGCAGAACCGGUUACCACAACAUGUACAAGGAGUACCGUGACACUACUCUUAAUGGAGGUGUGGAACAGAUGUACACCGAGAUGGCUUCCCGUCACAGAGUUAGGUCUCCAUGCAUCCAGAUCAUCAAAACUGCCACCAUCCCUGCUAAGCUUUGCAAGAGAGAGAGCACAAAGCAAUUCCACAAGAAGGACAUCAAGUUCCCAUUGGUAUUCCAGAAGGUCAGACCACCAACCAGGAGAUUGAAGACCACAUACAAGGCAACAAGACCCAACUUGUUCAAGUAAGCACUUCGUUAGGCCUCGCGAGUGUCUGAAGUAGUAGAUUAUUAGACUCAGCUGGUGAACUUGCAAAAGAGAGUUAGUUUGGGCUAAGAACAUCUUUUUUGUGGGUAGAACCUUGUUUACUUUUGUUUCAGUUUUGUUGGAGGCUUGGAAUUCAGUGGAUGAUUAAAAGUUCUUACAUGGAUGUUAAUUUUGACUACAAGACUUCAGUUCCAUUGGGUUUCACUAGUAUUCUGUUAUAGAUCUUAUUUUAUAGAUUUCAUGUUUGCUGUUUAUUCAUGUUGUGUUAUUAUAAAUUCAGAGUUGGUGCA